This is a messenger RNA of Lytechinus pictus (painted urchin), 5800 nucleotides long. RefSeq lists its product as uncharacterized. Bases 1 to 3519 code for a protein of 1172 amino acids. The record is from RefSeq and is a predicted model, not a curated record. Lineage: Eukaryota; Metazoa; Echinodermata; Echinoidea; Temnopleuroida; Toxopneustidae. The transcript is spliced from 4 exons.
AUGCAGGCCGAUUCAUCUUUAAAUCAGGAACAGACUGCCUGGGCCAUUCUUAUUACAUUGGGAAGUUGGUUCCGCAGUUUAUUGAUAACAAAGAAACAUGACGUUUCCAGUGAUCAACAACAUCCUGUGGGCUCUUUGAAUUGCAAACUGAGUGAGUUUACUCCAGUGACUGAAGUUCAACUUCGCCAUCUCAUCAAGUCAUUACCACCGAAGUUCUGCAGUCUUGAUCCUCUUCCAACUUGGUUGCUCAAAGACUGUAUUGAUGAACUUCUACCGCUUCUCAUAAACAUUAUCAAUUCAUCACUCACAACAGGUGUUGUCCCUGAAUCAUUCAAAUCAUCACUAGUUCUUCCUCUGUUGAAAAAGCCCAAUCUUGAUCCGAAUGACUUUGGCAAUUAUCGCCCUAUUGCCAACCUGCCAUUUGUUAGCAAGGUUUUGGAGAGAAUCGUCGCAUCCCAGCUCAUGUGCUAUGUGGACAGUCAUCAUUUGCUUCCUGAGAAGCAGUCAGCAUAUCGCAACUUUCAUUCAACAGAAACGGCUCUCUUGAAAGUACUCAACGAUCUACUGCUUACCGUCGACAAGGGUAACGAAGCUGCACUCCUUCUACUGGACUAUUCUGCGGCGUUUGACACUUUAGACCACUCAGUGUUGCUCCAGCGUCUUGCACGUGACUACUCCAUUACCGGAACGGCUCUAAAUUGGAUUGAGUCAUACCUGCAAGAUCGUACUCAGCGGGUGAUUAUCAAUGGAACUUUCUCAGCACCUUUCGCUUUGAGCUGCGGAGUCCCCCAAGGUUCUGUUGUGGGCCCUCUCCUAUUUCUUCUGUACACUGGUCCUCUCGCAAAAAUUAUCACUAGCCAUCGGGGUGUGAGUUAUGCCAUGUAUGCAGAUGACACGCAAAUCUACGUAUCCAUGGCAUCCGACCAGAAGACAUAUGCUGUUAAUCUACUGAGUGACUGCCUCAAGGACAUCAAGGUCUGGUCAGCGAAGAACAGACUCCGUCUCAACGAAGCCAAAUCAGAACUGGUACAUCUUUCUUCGCAAUUUAGAGCUACGGAGCCUCUGCCGGACUUCAAUACGGGAGAGGGCAUACUUAAGAUGUCUGACUCUGUCAAAGACCUUGGUGUCACUUUAGACAAGCACCUUACCCUCCAGCCACAUAUCAGGAACAUCUGCAAAUCAGCAUCAUGGGGUUUAUUUAGGAUUGGUAAGGUCAGGCGACUACUCGACCAAGCCUCUACUGAAAAACUCAUUCAUGCCUUCGUCUCAUCCCAUCUAGACUAUUGCAACUCCCUCUUUGCCGGCCUCCCAAUUUCUUCCAUCUCUCCCCUCCAGCGAAUCCUCAACACUGCAGCAAGAAUGGGUCUAUGCCUGUCCAUCCUGGGUCCAACGCUUCUCAGCCUCAAAGAUCACCUACACACGACGCUACCCAAGAUCUCCUUGGUGUUCGCAGGACGGAGUGUCGGCUACCUCUCUGGAGCCAUUCUCGGAGGGAUGCUCUUCGAAGCCUUCAACCCUUUGUUCCUUCUUGCCAUUGUCCUCCUCCUGUGCGGUAUAGGGAUCACGGUUGCCCCGUUCGCGACAACGGUCCUUGUGCUGGGAAUGUGUAUAAGUACUGUUGGUAUCAGCAUGGGUGUCUUGGAUACAGGUGCUAAUCUCGUCUGCCUUCGAAUGUGGGGAAAGAAACGUUCAGGCACCAUGCUACAAGCCCUUCAUUUCAGCUUUGCCCUCGGUGCCUUCUUCUCCCCCCUCCUGGCGGCUCCCUUUCUGGUAGACACCUCAACCACCGGCAAUAUGGUGGCAACACCUUCCACUUUGGUUCCUCCAACUGUGACUGUAACAAUGACAGAAGCCAUUCAUACCAUGGUUAAUGAAAAAUUCACAAGCAGCAAGCCUGAUGAUGUUACCACCGGUGUCAAGCCUGAUGAUGACACCAGCAAUAACAAUCCUAAUGAUGACAAGACUGAUACCACCAAGAAAAAGCGUGAUGGUCGUUCCACCGAUGUCAAGUCUGACAAUGGUAGCACUGAUGUCAAGUCUAAUAAUGGUAGCACUGAUGUCAAGUCUGACAAUGGUAGUACCGAUGAAAAGUCUAAUAAUGGUAGCACCGAUGUCAAGUCUAAUAAUGGUAGCACUGAUGUAAAGUCUGACAAUGGUAGUACUGAUGUAAAGUCUGACAAUGGUAGCACCGAUGUCAAGUCUAAUAAUGGUAGCACCGAUGUCAAGUCUGACAAUGGUAGCACUGAUGUCAAGUCUGACAAUGGUAGCACUGAUGUAAAGUCUAACAAUGGUAGCACCGAUGUCAAGUCUGAUGAUGGUAGCACUGAUGUCAAGUCUAAUAAUGGUAGCACCGAUGUCAAGUCUGACAAUGGUAGCACUGAUGUCAAGUCUAACAAUGGUAGCACCGAUGUCAAGUCUGACAAUGGUAGCACCGAUGUCAAGUCUAAUAAUGGUAGCACUGAUGUCAAGUCUAACAAUGGUAGCACCGAUGUAAAGUCUGAUGAUGGUAGCACUGAUGUCAAGUCUGAUGAUAGUUCCACCAAUGAAAACGACGGCAACACUGAGAAUGACGAUGAAUCCAAGAAUGCUAACAUUAUCAGUUCCAACGAAUUGACAUCCUCCCUCCAUCAGGUUCCAAGAUUUGCAAUACCAUACAUCAUCAUAGGGAUUUUUGUUCUUAUAACCUCAGUACUCUUUUUCUAUUUCCUUUUCACCAAGCCCAAGGACGAACCGAAGUACGUCGGAUCAGAGGAUUCCGGUGCAGCUUCAGACAACUUCCCAUUUAAAACCAGAGUUUUGCUCCUCCUGUUCUGCUUCUACUUCCUUUAUGUUGGUGGAGAAGUGGCAUAUGGAAGCUUUGUACCUAUGUUUGCCAGUAAGAGUCCUCACCAAUUUGGGCAAGACCGUGCUAGCCAUGUUGCAGCACUGUUCUGGGGCACUUUCACCCUUGGGCGCGGCCUAGCCAUAUGUCUUGCCAGUGUCGUCUCACCUCUCAAGAUGGUGAUUGCCGACAUGGUGGGAUGCGUCACGACCUCUGUAAUCUUGACUCUCUUUGCAGAUACCAACGAGAAUGUCUUGUGGUUAGGCAGUGCCCUGUUAGGACUGUCGAUGGCAUCGCUCUUCCCGACGGGAAUCGCCUGGCUAGAAACGUACACCCGUGUCACCGGCAACACCGCAUCCUUCCUCGUAAUUGGUAGCGCCCUGGGCGAGAUGUGCGUGCCUGUUGUCAUCGGCUACCUCUUCGAAGACAUAAUCGGCCCUAUGGUACUGAUGUACUGGAUGUUAGCUACGUCUGCAUUGUCGGCCCUCAUCUUCGCCUACGUGAUGUGGUUGAUGAUGGAGAAUGGGAAGGAGAAGGAGUCGCUUCCAGCCGAGAAAAGCCCCGCCUUGGACCUUCUUCACAGCGUUGAGGAGGCCUUCCCCGGGGAGGAAUUCUUCAGCAAUGGGACAUCAAGCAGCAAGCAAAUGAGUAAACCUUUAGUCCCUCCAAUACUCAAGAAGAAGGACCAUAGAGAGUGAUUUGUGCCAUUAAUUACCAAGUCAGUACUGCUGCAGAAUAAAUACUCAUUUACCUACCCUAAUUUCACUACCAGGGUUGUCUCUAUCAUUUGGGGCAUUGCAAGAAAAUAUCAAUUCAAAUUUCAGUUGCAAAUUUACAACUAAACUUUAACUAAACAAAUCGAUUUAUACUUGAUAGUACAUGAAGCAGACUUGCAACCAAAUGCACAUUUGCAAUUAUUUGGGGAUCUAAUAUUGACUUGCUAUCGAUUGCAGGUUUCUUGCAUCACUCCAUGAAUUGUGACAAACAUUUCAUACUGUGGCACCAUACUAGAGGCCAAAGAUGCUUCAGUCUCUGAAAGGUUAAGAAAGCUCUUCCAGGAAAGCCCAUGUAAAUUGGGUCCAAUACAAACGGUAAUAUGGGAUAAUCAGAAGCAGCAAAAAAGGUCCUCAUGCAUCAUUUGUUUUAUAACUGAGAACAUGAGCAGUUUUUGCGUUUUCAGUUCAUCAGCUCCAUGUUCAGGUUGCCUUGCCCCUUGACUAAUAAAUCCCUUCAUAUGGUCAAUCAAUACGUUUUCAGAGCAAUCAUUAAUAUAUAGGCCUACCAUUUAUGAGGUGCUGAUUUUCUAGUUUCCUAUCAAAUGGCGCAAUAUAUAGGCCUAUUGCCCCGGCUGUAGCUCCAGCUGCUAAAGGCGCUUGGUGCCUUCAAGGAAUUAAUCCUGCCUGGUACCUCAACUGGGUCGAGUGCAGCACAAUAUGUGUUAAUAUUUUGCUGAAGGAAAAAAACGCCAUGACUGGGAAUUGAACCCAGGUCCCUCAUAUUGAAAGACGAGAGUCAACCCACUGGACCACGAUGCCCCCUUGCUACAUGACAGCUGAGGGUUGCUAAAGCCUGGCUUGUACCUUUGCUUUAAGGGCACACUCCCAUGUGUACAUGACAUCUGAGGAUUGCUUGAAGGUAAAAGACAGUAGUUGUAGCAAUCAAUCACUUCAUGAGAAAGUCUUUUAAAUCAAGUUUAAUUGUCAAAAUAUUAUCAUACAUCUAGAUCUGGUACAUUAAUGUAAACUUAUCUUUGUGAGAUCAUGAAAUCUUAGCUCAAAAUCGAUAAUUCUGAUGAUCACUAACACAGAAAAGCGUAUGUGGGACAGUGUAGUAAUAUCGCUUCGAAAAAUACCCAACAUUUCAUGGAAUUCUGUGCUUAUUUUGCUCAUUUCUUAGCAAUUAAACAUUUCCUUCCAGAGCUAAAAAAAUAAUGAAACCAAAAAAAUCUAAACUUUGAAUUAUAAGUGAUCUCCAUUAACAUUGAUUUCAUUUUUAUUUUUCAAAUUGAAAAUAUAUAUCUGUAUGGCGAACUUAUGUUUGCCUUUGAUUUAAAAGACAUGAUAUUUGCCUUGAAAUAUAUCAAAUAUUAGAAAAAAAGGAAUUGCAAUAGUUUAUUGAAUGUUUGUCACGUGAUCAUGUGUUCUAAUGUGUUCCAUCAAAUGGUAAAAACAUAGAAGCCUUUAUUGUCAGCAGUAUCCUAACUGAUUUAUGGUGAAGAAUUAUUCUGGAGCCCUUUUGGAUUUGCUUUUAUCUUCCAAAAUUGCAAUAAUUUUUAUGAUUUCAUUGCUGCAUUUAUUUAGUUAAUGUUCCUGGUAUAAAUUGAGUUUUUUUUUUAAAUUGUAAACCAAUAAUUUUCAUCUCAGUUUUUCACAUCUGUAACAUAUUUUGAUUUUGAGAGGCAAAAUAGUAACAAAAUGAUCAAGCAGUUUCUGCAUUCUUGCAUUUUAUUGAGUAUGGGAAUAACUUCACGAGCUUCGGUUUGUUUUCUGCUUGCUAUUGUUUAGUGUGGUAAUAAUUUUCUGUUUAUAAUGUUACAAUCAAACUCUUUUGAACAUCUGAAAUAUAUUAAUUUUGAAAUUUAUUGAUUAUAUAGAUUAAUGUGGAUCCAUUCAGUUAUGUCUCCUUACCUUUGGUAAUGUUUGAUAUGUGUUUUGCUCUUAUUGUAAUUUUGGACUUUCAACCUAAAUUAAUUGUGCACCUGUUUACUUGUAAGCCUUUGUAGUGUUAUUGCAUACCUUUACUGUUGAUAUGCAUAGGGUUGAGUGGAGAAUAUUACAUUUAAAUCAUUUAUUUAUACAAUAACAUUUCGUCAGCUCACCUCUGAUCAUGUUAAACACUAUAAUUCCAAUGUCCAUAUUCAUUUUUAAAUUCAUUGACUCUUUUUUGUGUGUACAAUUUUUUUGAUUAUCCAUAUAAUUGUAGAUUCCAAGGUUAUACAUAUAUAUUGACUGUGGGUGUCCAUUCAGACUAGGGUUUUUU